Molecule: messenger RNA, 2830 nt
Organism: Dendrobium catenatum
Lineage: Eukaryota; Viridiplantae; Streptophyta; Magnoliopsida; Asparagales; Orchidaceae
Product: protein ENHANCED DISEASE RESISTANCE 2-like
Exons: 22
Coding region: 204-2441 (745 amino acids)
Molecular function (GO): lipid binding
Source: RefSeq, a predicted model, not a curated record
CACUUGCCGUCACGUUCGCAUAUCUAUGAUUUUUGAAAGUCACCUCACGCUCACACUUGGUUCUUCGUUUACAGCUAAAUUGUUAAUAUUAGCAAGGGAAUUUUACACGCGUAUCGGCAACACCUCAGCUCGCCCUUGAGAUCUGCAGAGAGGCAAGAAAGGAGAGACCUUACCGAUCUACUCUCUCCUGGAUUAUUCACGGCAUGUCUUCUGGUUCCCAAGCUUCUGACGACCAUGUCUCGAAAGACGCCGCCGCCGCCGCCGCAUCCCCUAGUGACCGGGAACUCCAGUAUUCCGGCUGGGUUUAUCACUUGGGAGUAAACUCCAUCGGCCACGAGUACUUCCAUCUCCGCUUCCUAUGCCUCAGGGGCAACUGGGUCGUCAUGUACAAGAGGGAUCCACACGAUGACCCUGGCACUAGACCCAUCAGAAAAGGCUUUGUUAGCCAUUCACUCAUGGUCGAGGAACUUGGUCGUAAGGAGAUCAAUUCUGGGGAAUUUUAUGCCAUCAGGUUUUAUAAUCGUUUGGAUGAGACAAAAAAAGGAGAAAUUGCUUGUGCUACUGCUGGAGAGGCACGGAAAUGGAUGGAGGCUUUUGAUCAGGCUAAACAACUUGCAGCAAAUGACAUUCUAAAUGCAUCAAACUGGCAUAAACUGUCGGCUGACAGCGAGCUCAAUUUUGAAGGUCAUCGACCCCGAAUGAGGCGAUAUGCACGUGAUUUGAAAAGGCUCAUAAGAAUAGGAAAAGGCCCAGAAAUGCUUCUUCAGAAGACUUCUGAACUGGGGAGUCGUUUGAAGACAGAUAGAUAUCUUGAAGGUGAAGUAGGAGAUGCCAUGGAAGCACAUGAGUGGAGAUGCAUUCGUACUAUAAAUGGUAUCAGAAUAUUUGAGGAAGCUACUUCUUUGAAGAGUGGCAAAGAUUUCCUUCUUAAAUCUGUGGGUGUUAUCGAUGCAAAUGUGGAUACGGUCUUUGAAGUCGUUCUCAGCCUUGAUAGACAUAAGAGACACGAGUGGGAUAUGUUGACAGGUGACUUGGAACUUUUAGAGUCAGUUGAUGGGCAUUAUGAUGUUGUUUAUGGAAUCUAUGAUCCUAAGCAUCUAACUUGGUCUUCCUCGAGAAAAGAUUUUGUCUUCUCCAGGCAGUGGUUCCGUGGGCAAGAUGGGGAAUAUACCAUUUUACAGUUUCCAGCUGUUCACAAGAAACAACCUCCAAGACCAGGCUAUGAACGUAUAAAAGUUAAUCCUUCUAUUUGGGAAAUCAGCAGGCUGAAAACGGCAUACUCUGCAACUUCCAAAUGCCUUGUGACAAGGAUUUUGGAAAUACAUUCAACUAUUUGGGAUAGGCUGAAGAAGAGAUAUACUACAAAUUUUGAGAAGACCAUUCCUUAUGCUUUGCUUUGUCAAGUUGGAGGUUUAAGAGAAUAUUUUGCUGCAAAUCCUUCACUAGCUCUUGACUCUCCCUCAACAGUUGAGCAUUCAAAUAUUUUUUAUGCUGCUCCCACUGCUUCUUUAGAACCCGAGAAUUCAGAACUUAAUGAUGAGUUUCAUGAUGCAAUUGCUUUUGAUGGCUCCUUAGGAGAUGAGGACAGUGACAGUGAUGAUGAAGAGCCCCCGAAGGCUGGGAAAGUGAAAUUGAAGAACGUUUCAUGGGCCAUUGCGAGUUUGGCUUUAAAGAAAAGUGCAGCAACAGGAGAGAAUAAUGAACUGGAUACUACCUAUCCUCCUGCUACUAUAAAUCCAAGUCAAUUCCAUGGUUCACUACAUCAAGGGAAAGGGGAAUCUGAUACCAACUGUUGGACUAAGCCUAGUGAGCCAGGGUUUAUGAUAAGGGGAAGGACUUACUUAAAGGAUUGCUCUAAGGUUCCGGGCGGAGAUCCUCUUUUAAAGCUUUUGGCAGUUGAUUGGCUUAGCGCAGAAACUUGCAUGGACAAAAUUGCUCAUCAUCCAAACCGCCUUGUUCAGUCAGAAAGUGGAAAAAAGCUCCCAUUCAUUCUCGUAAUAAACUUGGAGAUCCCUGCAAAGCCAUAUUACAGUUUGGUUCUGUAUUAUGGUGCUGACAGGCCCAUAAAUAAACAGUCCCUGUUGGGAAGAUUUAUUGAAGGGAGUGACGUGUUUCGAGAUUCAAGAUUUAAACUUAUACCAAGCAUUGUGGAGGGGUAUUGGAUGGUUAAACGUGCAGUCGGCACUAAGGCCUGCCUCCUAGGGAAGGCAGUCACUUGCAGAUACCUUCGCGAGGAUAACUUUCUAGAGAUAGAUGUUGAUAUUGGUUCUUCAUCAGUUGCCAGGCAUAUCAUUGGUUUAGUUCUUGGAUAUACCACUGGCAUUGCUGUUGACCUUGCAAUUUUGAUUGAGGCCAAGGAGGAAAAUGAACUUCCUGAAUAUAUAUUGGGUACAGUUCGCUUAAACCGACUGAGGCUGGACUCUGCAGUGCCAUAUCCUUAAUUCCCUGCUGCUUUUGAAUGAAGAAUAUUGCCUUCAUCAGGUGCUCAUUAUUUGCCUCAUGAACUCUUAAUUUAUUCCAAAAGAUUAAGCAAAUAAACCAUUCUGGUGAUUUAGUGUUGUAUAUUAUUCACCUUUUUGUACCAUAUGCACCAAACCUUCCUUGGCUUUGGCUAAGGAACUAAGGAUUUCCAUACCCAAUUCUUAACCGAUUGUAAUCUUAAUCCCAUUGUAUAACUUCUUAAUCUCAUAUACAUUGUUUGUUAUAUCAUGCUUUGUCUACACAUUAAUGAAUAUAUUGUAUCUACUAUGAUUUGAUGUUACAUAUUCUGAUCAUGAAAACAGCAUUGCAAUGUUGAUAGAGGCUUAUGUGAACUAGUCUAUUCAUGUUU